Messenger RNA from Peronospora belbahrii, 408 nucleotides. The record is from the annotation of a GenBank genome assembly. NCBI's taxonomy places the organism in Eukaryota, Oomycota, Peronosporomycetes, Peronosporales, Peronosporaceae.
AUGAGUCUCCUCCUGCGUGUGUGGACGACACCCCUUCGUGUCUUUUCUUCUCGUAUGAGUAUCCGUCAUUAUGCUUCUACUGGUGGUAUUCCUAAUGAUUUAGAACAUGCCGUUGGUCGUGAACGUCAAGAAUUGGAAGCUGCUGAAAUGGGGAUUGCUCAAUUUAAUCGUGAUCCUCUCGAAUCCGAUGAGACACAGGGCAAUACAAAAGAUGACCCAAUUCUCGUGCCAUCGUUUUAUAAUGUACGAACCGUUGGUGUGUCCCAUAAUGAUGCGUCGUACCUUUAUUGGUUUAAUCUUGUCAAGGGGAAAGUGCAUUAUUUGCCACAGAUUGAAAAGUAUUUUAUGCUUUACAAUCCCCAAGAAUUGGCCAAACUUGUCCAGGAAGUGGAAGCGAAACAACAGUAG